UACAGAGGGAGUUCUCAUUUUGUUAUACCUGCAUGUUUAGUUGAGGAACAUCUCCUAUUAUUGAUGAUUAGAAAGCUUUGUUAAAUAUUUAUUGGUUUUAUUUUUCAAAUUCUCAACAAUAUUUCUCCUUAUAAAACAGUGAUGUCCACUUUAAUCUUCUCCAUAUUCUCUUUAGAAAACUGGAACAGAAGCGUUUGUUUUGUUUCCAGACUUCCGGCUUGGAGAAUAAACUGACCAACACACAUGAAGAUGCAGUCAGUGGUUAUAUGUCUAGGAAAACAACUACUAACCGAUAGAGCUACAGGGGGUAGAUUUCACACCCACAACUCCAUGGAAGCCAUUUCCACCAUGGGAGAGAAAAACUUAAAAUCCGACAGAUCAAUAUAUCUGAUAGAUCUCAGAGCAAUUGAUUUAUUGGAUCUAUUCUAUGAAUUGCUGCUUUAAUUCUUCUAUAAGGCUAAAUAAUAAACGGUGUGGUUGUAUUGCCAUGGUUCGCCACCAGGCGGCACCAUGACAGAACCACUGAUAGGCUUUGCCAGGACAGGAAUGAGAGGGAAGACAUGCGGCAAAGGCCACCAGGGCGGGAAUCGAACCUGCGUCGAGGACUGAGGCCUCCUUAUGUGGGCUGUGCUUAACCGCUGUGACCAGCAGUCACAGCGGUUCUGACCGUGUGGUUCUGACCCAGUCCGUCAGAACCAGAGGAACAUCAUGGCUGAACCUGGGUUCAUCCGUUCACCGCUUCAGCCUGACACAAGGUGGCGCUGCAGAGCCAGAGCUCCAUCAAGCUGGACUGGAAACCAGUUUGUUUCCUAGCAACAGGACAUUAGUCUGUCUGGUUCUGGUUCUGUUCUAACUUUGUUGAGUAAAAUGUCGGUUGUGACUCCAGAACUUCCUGCUGUUCAGUUUUGGACCGGUGGUUCUGAUUGGCGUUCUGUCUCUGUUCAGUUUGGUUGAAACGGUUCUGAUCCUGCAGCCAGUGAUGGAUCAGAACCGUUGGGAUGAGUGAUGGGUUCGGUCCAGGGGAACCGGGACAGGUUCUUCUUCUGGACCUGGGUUUGGGUCGGAGCUGACCCGGUUCAGAGGCAGAACCUGGACCCAGAGGAAAUCAUGAGCAGCUCAGGAAGAGAAGGAUCUAAAAAUAAAACGAAGGAACAGAAAUAAGACCAGGAGGAAGAGGAGGACGCUCCUCCUCCUCAUCCUCUCCCUCCUCCUCCUCGUCUUCCUCCUCCACUUCAAACCUGAGCGGAAAGCAGAAGCUGCUGGACCCGUCAGAACCGUCAGAAGCUCCGGCUGCUGCAGCGUUCUUCGUCUCCAAGUGAGGAAAGUUUCCAGCAGACGAUCCGACAGCGACUCCACGGAAACCAGGUCAGAGUCUGCUGGUUCUGGUUCUGACAGAGAAGACCUCAGCCUGAACCGUCCUCAUCUUCAUCCUCCUGGAGGUUCUGGUGGUUCUGACAGGACGGGCAGCUGACCUCUCAGCAGUAGUGGCGGUUCUGGAAGUGGGAAGGGUCCGGCCCGGUGGCGGUUCUGAUGGGGUCGCGUUUCUCUCCUCUGAGUCCAGAUGGCGAGAGGAGAGGACGCAUUAAACACCAGAACCGGGUUCUGAUCGGAAUCAGGACCCAGAAGUCUGGACCGAACCAAACUGGACCGGGCCAAACCAGGAUCUAGAACCUCCACAGAGCUGAGGAUCCAACCCUCCAUAUGAGGAAGUCGCUGUUAGCAUGAACAGCCUCCCCUAGUGGCUGAGAGCCGGAACAGCAACACAAUGACAUCAUCCUGACUCUGUCCUCUCAUUGGCUGCAGAAAGGCCAGGGGCGGGACUUCAGGGCAUGUCAGCAGCGUGUCCUCUAAGCCAAUCAAAGUCCAGUCAUGUGACCUGCUCCUCCUCAACACAAGGGGGCGCCAACUCCUGACUGACGGCAUCAAAGAAACAACACAAACUCAGUGAGGGCCCCUCCUUCUCGUGCCGCCCUGGGCAGCUGGCCACGGUGUGGAAGUCAGAAAGCGGUCGCUCUCUCUCUCUCUCGCCGCCAGCAUCUGUUCCUGUCAGAUCCAGAUGUUCCCCAGACAUCAGUGACCUUAUUCAGAGGCUUCAGGAGUUGCUGCCUGACCCAGAUGUCUCCUGUUUCUUGUUCUCCAGCUGCCGUCUCGUCCUCCAUGGCGGGCCUGGAGGUCUUUGCUGACGCCGCCUCCCUGCUGUCUUUGAACUCCAGCGUCUUCUUCAGCGAGACGCCGGCGUCGCGCGUUAGGGACCCGCUGGGCGCCGUGGUCGUCAACGUCGGGGGGAGUCGCUACGUCCUGUCCCAGGAGCUGCUGGCGUCCCACCCGGAGACCCGACUGGGGAAGCUGGUCUGCUGCGGUCGAGACUCUGCGCUGGAGCUCUGCGAUGACGCAGACUUCCUCCGGAAUGAGUUCUUCUUCGACAGAAGCUCCCAAACCUUCCAGUACGUGAUGAACUUCUACCAGACGGGUCACCUUCAUGUCAUGGAGGAGCUGUGUGAGAUCUCCUUCCUGCAGGAGAUCCAGUACUGGGGCAUCGACGAACUCUGCAUCGACUCCUGCUGCCGGGAACGCUACCACCGCCGCAAGGAGCAGAAAGAGUCCCUGGAUGUCUGCCAGGAGUUUGAGACCGACGAUGAAGAGGAGGACUUUGUAGGUGCGCUCUGUCCAGGCCUGCGUCGGCGUCUCUGGGACAUUCUGGAGAGACCGGAAUCGUCUGGCGCCGCCCGGACCUUCGGCUCCCUCUCCAUCUUCUUCGUGGUGCUGUCAGUCGUCAACAUGGUGCUGAUCUCUCUGGACCAGGACUUCGGCGGUAGCUGGCUGGGCGCCGGCGGGCCGCAGCUGCUUGACAUGGUGGAGUACGUGUGCGUCCUGUGGUUCACAGGUGAGCUGGUGCUGCGCUUCAGCUGCGUCCGGGACAAGUGCCGGUUCAGCCGAAGCGUCCUCAACGUGAUCGACCUGCUGGCCAUCCUGCCCUUCUAUGUGACGCUGGCCGUGSAGAGCCUCCAUGGCGGCUCCACCGAGCUGGAGAACGUGGGCCGGGUGGUCCAGGUGCUGCGCCUCCUCCGGGUCCUGCGCAUGCUGAAGCUGGGUCGACACUCCACAGGUACGCGCUUCAGUCUCUCAACCAGUAAGCUUAGUAGAACUGAUUUGGGUCAGAUGUUCUGGGUUUCCUUCUACAAGGUGUACUGGGCCUUUAGCCCAUCCCAGUGAUACUGGGUCGAGUUUUAAGGCUUCACCUUUUCACUCUGACAUGACCUGUUGUUCUGCAGUCAGGACUUUGUGAUGGCCACUGCAGGACAUCUCAGCGUUUCCCCAGAGAAGCAAACUAAACAUAAAACCUUCCUAAUUGGAAGGAGGUUGUGCAGAGCGGGUCCAAAUGUGCCGACGAUUGAAGGUCGACCUUCUGGAGGAUUCUGGAUCAAAGCCUGACUGUAAAGGCCGUCAUCGUCACGGUCAGCGACGGGCGCCGUCAGUCUGGUGCGAGCGUCUUCAUGGUGUCUGUUCAUCCACUCACAGAUUCCCUUCAUUCGCCGGCACAAAGAGCAAGCAGCAGGUCAACAUGCUGCCUGCAGCAGCUGCAGCAUUACUAAUGCAGCUUUCCCUCAGCUGGGUGCUAGCUGUGUCCUAAAUACAAACUGGCUGUUUCCUGUUUGUCCUUAUGGAAAAUGAAUCUGCAGAGAGCAGAGCAAUGUGGCGAAGUGUGAGGACCAAUCAGGUUCCCCCAUUUCACACUCCUGAUGUGAAGAGAGAAAGCAGCUGGCAGGGAAAACACGGAUUCAACGUCUGAUAUCAGCAGAGACUCCACGAGCUAAAGAAGCUCAUGAAUAAUGCAGGAAGCAGAGGAAACUGGAGCAGGAGCCCAGAAUAACCAGAACCAGCAGCAGAAACUAAAGUGACGUUACAACAUGCUUGAAACAAGAUGAGGCUCCUGGAGGAAGAUCAGAGCGACGGAGUCUUUACCUCCUCUGAAGAGGAACAGGUUCAGGGCUGAACCAGUUCUUUACUCUGAACCAGUCCUUUACUCUGAACCAGUUCUUUACUC
Messenger RNA from Poecilia reticulata (guppy), 4045 nucleotides. Lineage: Eukaryota; Metazoa; Chordata; Actinopteri; Cyprinodontiformes; Poeciliidae. The record is from RefSeq and is a predicted model, not a curated record.